Drosophila grimshawi is the source of this 1216-nucleotide messenger RNA. RefSeq names its product proliferating cell nuclear antigen 2 (gene PCNA2). The record is from RefSeq and is a predicted model, not a curated record. The transcript has 2 exons. Gene Ontology annotation, biological process: translesion synthesis; mismatch repair; leading strand elongation. The coding region runs from base 210 to 974 and encodes 254 amino acids. NCBI's taxonomy places the organism in Eukaryota, Metazoa, Arthropoda, Insecta, Diptera, Drosophilidae. Gene Ontology annotation, cellular component: PCNA complex. Gene Ontology annotation, molecular function: DNA polymerase processivity factor activity; DNA binding.
AGUGUCUCACAGCUCAUCUAUAACAGUGUAAAACCAAAUAAAUACAUUUGGUAUUCUGAUAAAAUAGUACACAUUUUUAACUAUUUUUUCCCACUAACUGUCAAUGUUGAACACCAAACUGACAAUCAUUCUCUUUCCAUACAGGGUAUAUUAUUCUCCAAUUGUGAAAUUGUGUUUAGUUGCGUUUAGUUGAUAAGGCUGUUGCAAUCAUGUUGGAGGCACGCUUGGGCAGCACAACGCUGCUAAAGAAGAUUGUGGAUGCCUUAAAGGAGAUACUCAGCCAGAGCACCCUCGAUUGCAGUGCUUCCGGAAUACAGCUGCAAGCGAUGGACAAUUCACAUGUGUCCCUGGUGGCAAUGUCGCUGAGUAGGGAGUGCUUUGAGCGGUAUCGCUGUGACCGGAACGUGGCGCUGGGACUGGAUCUGAAGUCGCUUAUGAAGGUGCUGAAGUGCGCCAGUGGCGAUGAUGCGGUCACAAUCAGUGCCGCCGACAAGGCGGACAAGCUGCAGCUGAGAUUCGAGUCGGCGGGCAAUGAGCGUACCGCCGACUACGAGCUGCGUCUGCUCAAUCUGGAGCAGGAUCAUCUUGCCAUCCCCGAGACAGAUUACGCCUGCGUCGUCCACAUGCCGUCCACGGAAUUCGCGCGCAUCUGUCGCGAUUUGGCCACGUUCAGUGAGUCCGUUGUCAUCGCCUGCAGCAAGGAUGGCAUCAAGUUCUCCGCCAGCGGAGAACUGGGCUCCGCCAACAUUACGCUGAGCGAAACUAGCAAAGGAGAUGUCAGCCUGCAGGUGGAGGAGCCCGUCACGCUCUGCUUUGCCGGGCGCUACUUGAACAGUUUUACCCGGGCAACGUCCCUCGCGGAUAAGGUAAAGAUUGGCCUAGCGGCCGAUGUUCCGCUCCUGGUGGAAUACCCCAUCGAGGAUCACGGCUAUAUUCGCUACUAUCUCGCGCCCAAAGUAGAUGACCCGGAUUGAGUACAAUUUGUAACGAUAUGUGCAAUAUUUGUUUUAUUUAUCUAUAUUCUUAACCCUCAAUUAUUUUAAAAGGAAAUAUGAGAUUUAAAAAAAAAUUGUGACGGAUAGCUGUUAGCGAGCACUAGGCCGAAACACUGUGGUGGUCGUCGAUAGGUCGAUCAAGUCAGCUGUGCCACAACAAAAUUGUAAUAAAUAAUUAUUACGCAAUAAGUUUAAUUAAACAAUGAUGAAAUAUCUCAGAC